Molecule: messenger RNA, 2460 nt
Organism: Macrosteles quadrilineatus (aster leafhopper)
Lineage: Eukaryota; Metazoa; Arthropoda; Insecta; Hemiptera; Cicadellidae
Exons: 10
Coding region: 823-1839 (338 amino acids)
Cellular component (GO): nucleus
Molecular function (GO): sequence-specific DNA binding; zinc ion binding
Source: RefSeq, a predicted model, not a curated record
CCCAAUAACCCAAUUACCUAUAACCUAACCUACCCAUUCCAACAAAAUAAACAAUAAACUACUAAUAAAAAUAAAAUCAUUUAAGACAAAACUGCUGACAGCUAGUUGAGUGGUAAAGAAAUUAGUAUCGUGAACUCGAAAUUCUUACCUGUGGUUGCCUAAUAAGUUAUUACACUUACCUCAAUAUUAAUUGUUUUGUCAAUGUGACUAACCUCCAACAUGUUCAAGUAACUAGAAGCGGCAAACUUACUUGGAGAAGAGAUAAUCUUUUUUGGACAAUGAGUAAGAGCAAUACAAUUAUUUGUGCUGCUAAAAACUGCUAUAGUUCAUUAGUGACACACCCAAAUAAAAGUUUCUUUGGUUUUCCCACUGACACAUCUUUAUGUAAAGUAUGGUUGGAGAAUACCGGAAGAACUGAUUUACAAACCAAACAAGUUAGCAAAAAUAGAUAUUGGAGACUCUGUGAAGACCACUUUGAGGAUAAGUGGUUUACUGAUGGCACUAAAAAAGUUUUGAAAAGAAGACUCAACCCUAUACCAACUGUUUUAGUCAAUAAUAUUUGCAGUUUGGUUCCAUCAAGGUCUGAAUCGCUAGUCAAUAAUAUUUGCAGUUUGGUCCCAUCGAGGUCUGAAUCACAGUUAUCACAGUAUAAAGGAAAAAUCAUAACCAUGUAAUCAAUCAUUGUUCUAAAAACUAAUGAAUCUACGGUCACGAUGAACAUAAGACAUAUUGAGCUUCCCCUCAAGUUGCUAAAUAAUAUUAGACCACUGUACCUCUACUCCUGAUGAUUUCCUAAGCAUUGAAUUGCUUGAAGGAGACGUUAUGGAUAAGUGUAUUUUUGACUUUGGUGAAUUUUCUGUUGAGAAGCCGCAGUUUCCUCUAACGUAUUACACCAAGCCACUUUUGGAACCUAAAGAGUUGAGGAGUCUAACAUUGAAAAUAUCAGAAAAUCCAUACAGCGGACAACAUGAUCUGCUAAUUUUAUGCAGAUUCUGUAUGAAUGAGGCACCUCAUUCCUAUGUUGAACUUUUCUCUAACACUGCUGAUGCAAAGGAAAUCAGAAAAAUUAGUGAUAUAGUUCUACUAAAAAAGGUAUCAAUUUGUGAUGGUCUACCCCACAGAGUGUGCCAACAAUGUACAAUUGAUCUUAAAAAUUGUGCAAAUCUAAUCGAGAAAUUCCAGAAAGCUGACGAAUAUUUUAGGUCCAUUACAAAGUAUUGCUUGUUUAUUGAAAAUGACAAUGUCUCAGAAAUACAAAUUGAAAAGGAAAAUACAACGGACGUAUCAAGUAAUAAUGUCAUUGUUCAAUAUCUACCAAAAACUACUAGUCUAAAUCUACCAAAAACUGUUAUGGGUUUGCCUGGAAGCUCUGUUAAAAGAACUUCAGAAGAACCUUACAAUAUUUCAACUGGAAUAGAUGUUUCAAAUUCUUCAAAAUUCAAGAUUGAUCAAAAUCCAUCCAAGUACCUCCAAACAUAUAUGAACAGUGAAUUAAAAAACUUCAACUGGCCAGAAAGAAGUUUAAAUAUUGAUGACACUGAGAGUCAAAGUCCACUUAAUUUCAACAAACCAAACCAUUUACAUUUAGAAAAAAACUUGAAGUGUUACAAGAAAAGAAAACUACUUCCAGAUAAAGAAAUUCCAAGCAAAAUAGCUGUGUUGACCCAAGAACAUUUUGAUAAUAACGGAACACAGGAUUCAACAAUUCAUAUGUCUAAUUAUAAAAUUGUAAAUUUUGAAGAAAUUGAUUAUAUAAAUCGUCCAUGUUCAAUUUGUUCAGAAGUAUUUAAUUCAGACCAAUCAUUAGAAAAGCAUUUGAAUGAAACACAUAAUAUGUAAUUAUUAAUCACAUAUACGCUACUUCCAACUUCAUACAAUACCUCAUGGCACUAUUUUGCUUGCCAAGUUUUUACAUUAAAACUAUAAUUCUGUUAACUUUAAACCACUAACGUAUUGAGAUUCUAUGUUCUUUUAUUUCAGUACUUGUAUAUUUCGAUUUGAGUCUAAAGAUUUUGUGGGUUUUAUUUUAAUUGUAAGGUAAAUUGUACCUAGCAUUUAAAUUAAAAUCGACACCAAUACUUGGUUAAUAUCACAAUCAACCUGGAAUAAUCAUUGUUAAUAUAGGUGUUUGUGUAAACAGUGUGUGCUGAACAAGUCAUUUUUUCAUUUUAUAUAUUCAGCAUUUGCUGAUUUGCUCAUAAUCAUGAUAUUUAUAAAACUGCAAAUCAGUUGUGGUUUCUGUAUCUGUUGCAAGUACAUUAUCUGAACUUUUUAAACACUUGAAACGGAUGGCACCUGUACCAUAAUGUAACAGCUGUGUGCAAAAACAUACCUAGCAAUAUGAUCCUGAGUCAUGCUAAAAUGCCAUAAAAACUUAAACUUUCAUGGCACUAGGGUCAAAUUUCUUUUGUAUAACAAAUAGAGAAUUUGUAUUUGUAACAAUAUAAUUUUUACACAAAA